Molecule: messenger RNA, 1045 nt
Organism: Beta vulgaris subsp. vulgaris (sugar beet)
Lineage: Eukaryota; Viridiplantae; Streptophyta; Magnoliopsida; Caryophyllales; Amaranthaceae
Product: vesicle transport v-SNARE 12
Exons: 5
Coding region: 182-850 (222 amino acids)
Biological process (GO): vesicle fusion; intracellular protein transport; vesicle-mediated transport
Cellular component (GO): ER to Golgi transport vesicle membrane; Golgi apparatus; endoplasmic reticulum membrane
Molecular function (GO): SNARE binding; SNAP receptor activity
Source: RefSeq, a predicted model, not a curated record
GCAUAACUUAACUGUCACUCCGUGAUCAGCAAAGCAGGAAGCUGGGAGGUCGUCCUUUCGGUUGUCUUCUUCACCUAACGGACUUUUUAGGGUGGCGCUUUUUCCCGUUUCCGCCAUUAACAACGCCGCCUAGCUUUCUCUCUCCUCAAAUACUUCUCUCAAUUACUUUAGGAGAGAGAAAAUGAGUGAGGUUUUCGAUGGCUACGAGCGCCAGUACUGUGAGCUCUCGGCUAACCUUUCCAACAAAUGUUCUUCCGCUUCUCUUUUAUCAGAUCAAGAGCAGAAACAGCAGAAGCUGACGGAUAUUAAGGCAGGCCUGGAUGAGGCUGAUAUAUUGAUACGGAAAAUGGAUCUUGAAGCGAGAAGCUUGCAACCUAAUUUGAAGGCCAUGCUUCUUGCAAAGCUGAGGGAGUAUAAAUCUGGCUUGAAUAACCUGAAAAGAGAGGUGAAGAGAAUCAGUUCACCCAAUCAUGAUCAGUCUGCCCGUGAAGAGUUGCUAGAAGCUGGAGGGGCAGAUGCAUACAAGACUUCUGCAGACCAAAGAGAAAGAUUGACAUUUUCAACCGAAAGAUUGAAUCAGUCCAGUGACAGAAUUAGGGAGAGUAGGAGAACUAUACUGGAGACAGAAGAGUUGGGUGUUUCGAUUCUUCAAGAUUUGAACCAGCAGCGUGAGACCCUCUUACAUUCACACUCGAAGCUGCAUGAGGUAGACAGCGCCAUUGACAAAAGUAAGAAGAUCCUAACUGCUAUGUCACGAAGAAUAAGCAAAAACAAAUGGAUCUUUGGUGGAGUCAUCGGUGUUCUUCUCCUCGCCAUCAUUUUUAUCAUAUAUUUUAAGCUUACUCACUAGUCCUCCUUUGCCAAUUGCCACUAUAGAUGACAAGUCUGAUUUCUGCGUUUCGCUUGCAAAUCAGACAACCAGAAAUGGAGACACAAAUUGUAAUGCGAUUGAUCUGUAUAUUUAGAACGUUGCUGUUGAUGUAUGUAAUCCAAGAACAUUAUCUUUCGUUUGUAUAAAAUCAUUACUGUCCUGUUGCUUCCAUAA